UGAAAGAAGAAAGAAAAGUGGUGAUGGUCUCUCAUGGAAGUGGUAGAUUACGUUCGUAAGAGGUUAGAGUGAGAUCAUUUUACCGGAAAACUUUCAAUACAAUAUUUACAUAAAUGUAAUUAUUGAUCUAUAAAGUACAGUGAUUUUUAUAAACAAACUUACAAUCGAGAUUUCGUAUUUUAAACAAGUAUAACAACCACUUCACCAAAGUCUCAAACCCAGGGAGAUAACCUAACUGAACAAAAUGAAUAUUUCGUCAUUUUCAUACAAUUGUUUAGGUCGGCAGUUACUGUCCUAUCAACGAGUUAUUCCAGUUUCCAUAUUAGGUAGUAGAUUUCUAUAUACACCAGCAGCUCUCGGGCUUGAAGGUUACAUCCAGGUACGAGAACGAGUCAAGAUGCAGUUCAGUGAAUUGGGGGACAGAUUUAGGGCGAAAAUGAAGGACUUUGUGUCACCCGAUUCAGUAAAUAUGGUGUUCACUGAAGAUUUGAAACAUAUGGUACAUUUAGCUGAUGCAACCGAAGAAGAUUUAGAGCUGAUAGAAGAAAUGAUGUUAAAAUUCAAUAGUCAAAAUAAAGACUUACGAUUUGGCAGUUUUAUAUUUGGACCUGUCGUGAUGAGGAUGUAUUACCAUUUAAACAGACCAAAAGAAGCAUUGAAAGUGUUUUUGAAUCCUGACCUUGAACAUUUCUUCGAUCAAAUCAUCUCAUACCAGGUGUUGAUGGACCUGUUGUUCAAGAACGAGAUGUACGAUGAAGUGAUGCAAGUAGCUGAUGUUGUUAAGGAUAAACAGAUCCCUAACUCACGUUUCCCCCGGAACGUAGUUGUCCUAGCCUUGGCAGCAGCCUACAAAAAGAACACUCCGGAGUCGUUGCAGUAUAUGAAGAAACUCUGGGCCGAGCUGCAGGAGGCUGGACACGAGCCAAUGAGAAGAGCCAUCACUUUUGCUGCAGCCCUCGCAAUCAACCAGAACGCCCCACAUAUUGCACUGGAGUUGCUGUCUGCGGUGCCCAAACAGAACUAUGUUACCAUACGAAACCUCAGGGUGUCAGCACUGGCAGAUGUUGGUAGGCCGGAUGAUGCGCUACCAAUCCUGAGAAGUGUGCUAGAGAUGGAUGGUCCUCAGGAAACAAAACACACAUUCUGUUCUGAAGUGAUUGAGAAGAUGAAGGCGGCAGUCAGCCGUUGUGACAAGAAGGAAGUUCACCAGGAGUUCCAGAGGGUUGUUGACCAAUUGAACCAGUUGGGACAUGUCACAGAUUCGAGUUUAGACGCACAACUGUGUACAGAGAUAGACAAAGUGAUACUGACACAAGCACGGCCACGAGACCAGAGAGUGCUGGCAGCGAAGUUCAAUAGUGGUAGGGGGAGGGGAGGAGAUUAUCCCAGACCUCUGAAUCAGCGGGCAGGGCUCAGGGAUAUGGAGUGAUAAUAUUCCAAUUGUUAGGUUUAGUGUUUUGUUAUUUAGACAAUUAAAAAUUGUAGAAUUACAUCAAUUGCAUUUGU
Molecule: messenger RNA, 1506 nt
Organism: Homalodisca vitripennis (glassy-winged sharpshooter)
Lineage: Eukaryota; Metazoa; Arthropoda; Insecta; Hemiptera; Cicadellidae
Product: pentatricopeptide repeat-containing protein 2, mitochondrial-like
Exons: 8
Coding region: 245-1429 (394 amino acids)
Biological process (GO): mitochondrion organization; regulation of mRNA processing; multicellular organism development
Cellular component (GO): mitochondrion
Molecular function (GO): protein binding; RNA binding
Source: RefSeq, a predicted model, not a curated record